AGGCUGCAUUCAAAUCGUAGGCUAGAUUCCUCUGCCGGUUAAUGGGGAUUAGAAGGGAAAUAUGUUGAGCAGCGCGCCGACAGAGACCCCAACACUUGAUGCCCCUUCCAGGAGAGAUGGUUGAGCCCUCGUCCAGGUUGCUGUGGUCCUCUCCUAAAAUCCAGUCUUGCUCACUUCUCUGCUAUCAGCUGACAUAGCGCGGCGGGCGGCUCUGCCUGUUCCUCCUCUGAGAAGGGAGUCUACUUAAACCCCCACAGAAAGAGACAGUAGGCGAGAGGUUAGAUGUUUUAGUUGAGAACAUGAAGGGGAUUUACAGAGACGGAUACUACGACGGAUCUAUUGAACUACGGGACGUUUUCAACAGGAGAUGCGUUAAAUGCGGCCGAAGGGACUUUGUUCAAGCCAAAACGAUGAGGAUUAGGACGGGAAUUGUUUUUUGGAACCUCAUCUUUUCACUGAUGUUCACUUGUGUGAAAGGUUUUAUCCAUACUUGUGGAGGCACUUUAAAAGGGAGGAAUGGGACGAUAGAAAGCCCCGGGUUUCCAUACGGAUAUCCAAACGGAGCAAACUGUACCUGGGUCAUUGUUGCCGACGAGGGCAACAGGAUUCAUAUAGUUUUUCAAUCUUUCGCUGUGGAGGAGGAAUAUGACUUUUUAUCUUUGUAUGAUGGGCAUCCGCACCCGGCUAACUUCAGGACGAGGUUAACAGGAUUUACCAUCCCGCCGCCUGUUACCAGUUCUGGCUCCAUUUUUUCACUGAGGCUUACCAGUGACUUUGCAGUAAGCGCCCAUGGAUUUAAAGUAGCUUAUGAAGAGCUCAGAAGCAGCUCAUGUGGAAACCCAGGAGUUCCACCCAAAGGAAUACUGAACGGGACUCAGUUCAACGUCGGUGACAAGAUCCGGUACCGAUGUGUCACCGGCUACGUCCUGGACGGACACUCGCUCCUCACCUGUGUGAACAAUGCAGCAGGUGUGUCGGUGUGGGACUUUCCUGUGCCAAUCUGCAGAGCGGAGGACACGUGCGGCGGCACCCUCAGGGGCUCCAGUGGGCUCAUCUCCAGCUUCGACUUCCCCAGUGGUGACUCCUCGGGCCCCGGCGGGGGUGGAGGUGCCGGAGGCCUUGGGAGCAGCGGGGAGUGUAAAUGGACCAUACUGGCGGAUCCGGGAGACACCAUCUCCCUGGUUUUCACAGAAUUCCAAAUGGAGGAGAAGUCAGAUUACCUGGAAAUAGAAGGAUCAGAACCACCAACCAUAUGGCUUACUGGAAUGAAUAUUCCAGCACCCAUCAUCAGCAACAAAAACUGGCUACGGUUGCAUUUCGUGACAGAAAGUAACCAUCGCCACAAAGGCUUCAGGGCUCAGUAUCAAGUGAAAAGCUCUGGAGAGCUUAAGUCCAGAGGGGUAAAAUUAUUACCAGGAAAGGACAACACUAACAAACUGUCUUUGAUGAAUGAAGGAGGAGUCAAACAGGUGUCUAAUUACUGCCCUGACCCAGGGGAGCCAGAGAAUGGCAAACGGACUGGCUCUGACUUCAGCAUCGGAGCAACUGCUCAAUUUACCUGUGAUGAAGACCAUGUGCUGCAGGGUUCCAAAACGAUUACCUGCCAGCGCGUAGCCGAAGUCUUCGCCGCUUGGAGCGACCACAGACCCGUCUGCAAGGUGAAAACAUGUGGGUCAAAUCUUCAGGGACCUUCAGGGACUUUCACAUCCCCCAACUUUCCAAUUCAAUAUGAGAGUAACUCCCAGUGCGUGUGGAUCAUCACUGCCAGCGACCCCAACAAGGUUAUUCAGAUCAACUUUGAAGAGUUUGACCUAGAAAUCGGCUACGAUUCCCUGACCAUUGGAGAUGGAGGGGAAGUUGGCGACUCUAAGACAAUAAUUCAAGUGCUGACUGGGAGCUUCGUCCCAGACCUGAUUGUCAGCAUGUCCCAUCAGAUGUGGCUUCAUCUGCAGUCUGAUGAGAGUGUGGGCUCAAUUGGCUUCAAGAUCAACUACAAAGAAAUUGACAAAGAGAGUUGUGGUGACCCUGGUACUCCUCUGUAUGGCUACCAGGAGGGCAGCGGCUUUUUAAAUGGAGAUGUUCUGCGAUUUGAAUGCCAGUUUGGCUUCGAGCUCAUCGGGGAGAGGAUGAUAACCUGCCAGAAUAACAAUCAGUGGUCAGCUAAUAUCCCCAUCUGCAUAUUCCCCUGUUUCUCCAACUUCACUGCACCCAUGGGAACAGUGUUGUCUCCCGACUACCCAGAAGGCUACGGGAACAACCUUAACUGUGUGUGGCUGAUUAUCUCUGAGACUGGCUCCAGAAUCCAUCUGGCCUUCAAUGACUUUGACUUGGAGCCGCCGUAUGACUUCCUUACUAUCAAAGAUGGGGAUCAGUCAGGAGCGACAAUACUAGGACGCUUCUCGGGGGCUGAAGUACCUUCUCAUCUGACAUCUAACAGCAACAUACUGCAGCUGGAGUUUCAGGCUGAUCAUUCGAUGUCUGGCCGAGGGUUCAACAUCACUUAUAGCACGUUUGGGCGUAACGAGUGCCCCGACCCCGGCGUACCUCUGAACGCGAGGCGCUUCGGUGACAGCUUCCAACUUGGGAGUUCCAUCUCUGUGGUUUGUGAAGAGGGCUUCAUCAAGACGCAAGGCGCUGACACCAUCACCUGCCAUCUGGAGGAAGGCAAGGUGAUGUGGAGCGGGCUCAUUCCCAAAUGUGAAGCUCCUUGUGGGGGGCACUACUCAGGGCCAUCUGGUGUCAUCCUCUCCCCGGGGUGGCCAGGAUACUAUAAAGACUCCCUGAGUUGUGAGUGGGUCAUUGAGGCCGAGCAGGGACGUUCCAUCAAGAUUAGCUUUGACAGGUUUCAAACUGAGCUCAGUUAUGACUUUCUGGAAGUGCACGAUGGUCCCAACCUGCUGUCUCCUCUGAUCGGCUCCUUUAAUGGAACUCAAGUCCCUCAGUUCCUGUUUAGUACCAGCAACUUUCUGUAUCUGCUUUUUACCACCGACAACAGUCGAUCAAACAGUGGCUUCAAGAUCUUCUAUGAAGUGGUCACAUUGGACACGUACUCCUGCAUGGAUCCCGGGAUUCCUGUGAACGGCGCCCGCUUAAGCCACGACCUGUCCAUCGGGGCCACGGUGUCGUACCAGUGCGACCCAGGAUACAGGCUGAGCCACGACGAGCCACUGGUUUGUGAGAAGAAUCACUUUUGGAGCCAUUCACUUCCCACGUGUGAUGCGUCAUGUGGUGGGGAUAUCAGAGGACCUGCAGGGAUCAUCUUAUCUCCAGGCUACCCGGAGCUGUAUCCCAACUCUCUAAACUGUACGUGGACUGUAGAGGUCAGCCAUGGAAAAGGUGUCCAGUUCACUUUCCACUCCUUUCACCUGGAGGAUCACCAUGACUACCUCCUGAUAACUGAAAAUGGCAGCUUCGCUCAGCCACUGGCUCGACUCACUGGCUCAGAGCGGCCCGCGCCGGUUAAUGCCGGCCUGUAUGGAAACUUCAAGGCCCAGCUACGCUUCAUUUCUGACUUCUCCAUAUCGCUGCAGGGAUUCAACAUCUCCUUCUCGGAAUACAAUCUCGAACCCUGUCAGGACCCUGGCACCCCUCGGUUCGGCUGGCACACGGGCUCCAGGUUUGGCAUCGGAGACUCGCUGGCGUUCCACUGCAACACGGGCUACCGUCUACAGGGGGCGAAGGAAAUCGUGUGCUUGGGAGGUGGCCGCCGCAUGUGGAGCGCCCCUCUGCCAAGGUGUGUGGCGGAGUGCGGAUCAACAGUCUCCAACAAUGAAGGAGUCCUUUUGUCCCCAAAUUACCCAAUGAACUAUGACAACAGCCACGAGUGCGUGUACAGCAUUCAGGUGCAAACGGGCAAAGGCAUCAACAUCACCGCCAGCAGCUUUCAGCUCGCACAAGGAGACGUUCUCAAGCUGUACGAUGGAAAGGAUGGUGCAGCUCCACUCCUUGGCACCUACACAGGUACACUGAUGCAGGGUCUGUCGCUCACCAGCACUUCCAACUAUCUGUGGCUGGAAUUCUACUCCGACCAUGAGAUGACGGCAGCGGGGUUCCGGCUCAUAUACCACAGUUUCGAGUUAUCACACUGUGAUGAGCCAGGUGUGCCACAGUUCGGCUUCAAGAUCAGCGACCAGGGCCACUUUGCCGGCAGCGCCAUCACGUUCGGCUGUGACCAAGGCUACACUCUGCACGGCAGCGGCAUACUCAAGUGUAUGACCGGGGAAAGACGGGCGUGGGACAACCACCUCCCCUCGUGUAUAGCGGAAUGUGGAGGCAGCUUCAAGGGAGAGUCAACAGGCCGGAUCCUCUCUCCUGGGUAUCCCUUUCCUUACGAUAACAACCUGAGAUGCACCUGGACAAUAGAGGUCAACUCUGGGAACAUUGUCAGUCUGCAGUUCCUCGCGUUUGACACGGAGGCAUCCCAUGACAUCCUGAAGGUGUGGGAUGGGCCUCCGGAGAACGAGAUGUCUUUGAAGGAGGUCAGCGGCUCGCUGCUGCCUGAAGGAAUACAUUCCACUCUCAACGUCGUCACAAUUCAAUUCGAGACAGACUUUUAUAUCACCAAGUCCGGCUUCGCAAUUGACUUCUCAAGUUCUCUGGCGACAGCCUGCAGAGAUCCAGGCAUCCCCAUGAAUGGCAGUCGUAACGGAGAAGGGCGGGAGCCCGGUGACUCGGUGACCUUCUCAUGUGAUCCAGGAUAUGAAUUGCAGGGAGAAAGCAGAAUCACCUGCAUCCAAGUGGAAAAUAGAUACUACUGGCAGCCCAGCCCUCCAAGCUGCAUCGCUCCUUGUGGUGGAAAUGUGACUGGAUCUUCUGGAUUCAUCCUCUCCCCCAACUACCCACACCCCUAUCCACACAGCAAAGACUGCGACUGGCUUAUCGCCGUUCACUCUGACUACGUCAUUUCGCUUGCUUUUAUCAGCUUCAGCAUUGAGCCCAACUAUGAUUUCCUGUACAUCUACGACGGACCAGACAGCAGCGCUCAUUUGAUUGGCAGUUUUCAAGACAGCAAACUUCCGGAGAAGAUAGAGAGCACUUCCAACUUCAUGUACUUGGCAUUUCGCAGCGAUGGCUCCGUCAGCUACACUGGCUUCCAUUUGGAAUACAAAGCAAAACUGCGGGAGGCGUGUUUUGAUCCGGGAAAUGUGAUGAAUGGCACGAGAAUGGGUACCGACUACAAGCUGGGAUCUAUGGUGACAUUUCACUGCGAGGCCGGCUACCUGCUGCAGGGCUACUCCACUCUGACAUGCGUCAUGGGCAACAGCAAGAGACCAGAGUGGGACCGAGCUAAACCAAGCUGUCAAGCUCCCUGUGGAGGUCACUUCACUGGUUCGGAGGGAACUGUUCUAUCCCCAAACUAUCCACAUAAUUACACCAGAGGCCAGAGCUGUGUCUACGACAUCUUCGUCCCGGGAGACUUCGUGCUCUUCGGACAGUUUGUGGUAUUCCAAACUCUGAACACCGAUGUGGUUGAGAUCUACGACGGCUCCUCAACAGAUUCCGCCCUACUGUCUUCCAUAUUUGGAUCACACUCAGGUGAGACGCUCCCUUUGAGUUCAGGAAACAAGAUGACCCUCAAGUUCACUACAAAUGGAACGGAGACAGCCAAAGGAUUUCAUUUCGUUUACCAAGCCGUCCCCCGGACAAGUGCCACUCAGUGCAGCUCAGUCCCUGAGCCGCGGUUCGGGAAGCGGAUAGGAAACGACUUUGGCAUCGGCAUGGUGGUGCUGUUUGAGUGUAAUCCAGGCUACACGCUGCACGGCUCCAGUGCCAUCAGGUGCGAGGCCGUGCCCAAUGCCCUGGCCCAGUGGAACGGCACUGUGCCCACAUGUGUCGUUCCCUGUGGCGGAGUGUUAACUGACCGCAGAGGCACCAUCCUUUCUCCCGGAUACCCAGAGCCAUAUGCCAACUAUCUGAACUGUGCAUGGAGAAUAUCUGUUCCCGAAGGAGCCGGCAUCCAAAUCCAAGUGGUGACCUUCGCCACGGAACACAAUUGGGACUCGCUAGAUUUUUUUGACGGCGUUGAUGGCAAUGCUCCAAGGCUCGGUAGCUACUCAGGUACAACAAUUCCCCAACUGCUGAACAGCACGUCCAACAACCUGUAUCUGACCUUCCAGUCUGACAUCAGUGUGUCUGCCGCUGGCUUCCACUUGGAGUACACAGCAAUAGGUUUGGAUUCGUGCCCAGAGCCGCUGCCUCCCAGUAACGGACAGAAAGUGGGCGAUCGCUACACUGUGGGUGACAUGGUCUCCUUCCAGUGUGAUCAAGGCUUUUCACUGCAGGGUAAUGCAUAUAUUACCUGCAUGCCUGGUCCUGUCAGAAGGUGGAAUUACCCCGUACCUCUAUGUUUAGCUCAGUGCGGCGGCUCUAUGACAGACUUCAGCGGCGUCAUCCUCAGCCCUGGCUUUCCAGGGAAUUACCAAAGCAGCCUGGAUUGCAGCUGGAGAGUUCAACUCCCCAUUGGUUUUGGGAUCCAUCUGCAGUUUCUGAACUUCUCCACCGAGCCUGUUCAUGACUAUUUGGAAGUCCGCAGCGGGAGCCUUGAGACAGGAACAGUGAUUGAUCGGUUCAGCGGCCCUGUGGUGCCCAACUCUCUCUUCAGCACCACCCACGAGACGACUCUCUUCUUUCAUAGCGACUAUUCCCAGAAUAAGCAUGGCUUCCAGAUUGUCUAUCAGGCAUAUGAGCUACAAAGGUGUCCAGAUCCACGUCCGUUUCGUAACGGCAUAGUCAUCGGCCAGGACUACAGUGUGGGGAUGACCAUUUCCUUUGAGUGCCUGUCAGGUUACACACUCCUUGGAGAGCCUUCCCUCACGUGUCUGCAUGGAGUCAGCAGAAACUGGAAUCACCCCAUACCUCGUUGUGAAGCUCUCUGUGGUGGGAAUGUAACGUCGAUGAAUGGCACCAUUUACUCUCCAGGACACCCGGCCGAGUACCCACAUUUCCAGGACUGUGUGUGGACCGUCAGAGUACCCCCUGGGUACGGAAUCUACAUAAAUUUCUCUGUUAUCAAUACAGAGCCAAUCUAUGACUACAUCACUGUGUGGGAUGGACCUGACCAGGCUUCACCUCAGAUCGGUCAAUUCAGCGGCAACUCUGUGCAGGAAGGCGUGUCAACCACUGCCAAUCAGGUCCUCAUCAAGUUCCACAGUGACUUCAGCACCAGUGGAUUCUUUGAGCUGCACUAUUACGCUUACCAGCUGAGAACAUGUCAGCCACCCCCUCCUGUUGCCAACGCCACUGUCCUAACCGAUGAUGACGAGUUCGAAAUAGGGGACAUCAUUCGAUACACAUGCCUGCCAGGCUUCACCUUGGUGGGCAGCGAGAUUUUGACCUGCCGGCUUGGAGAGAGGCUACAAAUGGAUGGACCACCACCAGUCUGUCAAGUCCAAUGCCCUGCUCACGAGGUGCGAUUUGACUCAACCGGGGUCAUCUUGAGCCCGGGCUUCCCGGAGAACUACCCCAAUCUGCAAAUGUGUUCCUGGCUGAUAAACGUGGAGAAGGGCUACAACAUCACUCUGCAUUUCGAGCUCUUCCAGACAGAGAAGGAGUUUGACAUCCUGGAAAUAUUUGACGGUCCCAACAUCUACAGUCAGAGCCUUUCUUCACUCAGCGGCGACAUUGAAACGCCCUUCAGCCUGACCACCACAGGCCACCAGCUCCUGCUGCGCUGGUCCUCCGACCACGGCACCAACCGUCGCGGCUUCCACAUCAGAUAUGUGGGUGAGUAUCAAACGAUGUACUGCAGUACCCCCGACUCCCCACAGCAUGGCUUUGUAGUAAGCCAGACCGGGGGUCAUCUGAACAGCAUGGUGCGUUGGGCCUGCGACAGGGGGUACAAGCUGAUCGGAAAGGGCACAGCUGUGUGCAAGAAAACCACCUAUGGUUACUACGCCUGGGACGCGCCGGUUCCUGCAUGUCAAGCUGUGUCGUGCGGCGUGCCCAGCGCGCCAGCGAACGGAGGUGUGCUCGCUGCUGAUUACUCCGUCGGCACACGGGUGACCUACUUCUGCAACGGUGGCUACCGACUCUCCUCCAAAGAGCUGACGACCACAGUCUGCCAGCCAGACGGCACCUGGAGCAAUCACAACAAGAUACCCCGAUGCAUCGUAAUGAUGUGCCCCAGCCUCAGCUCCUUCUCCCUGGACCAUGGAAAAUGGAGGAUAGUUAAUGGUUCACACUAUGAAUACGGAACAAAGAUCAUUUUCACCUGCAACCCCGGGUACUACCGCGUUGGCCCCGCCCACAUCCAGUGCCUGGCCAAUGGGGUGUGGAGCUGGAGAAACGAGAGACCUCGCUGUAGAAUCAUUUCCUGUGGCGACCUUCCCACACCACCUAAUGGGAAAAAAAUUGGGACUCAAACUACCUUCGGAGCAUCAGGCAUCUUCAGCUGUAACCUUGGCUACGUUUUAACUGGAUCUACUGUUCGAGAGUGCCUCCUCUCUGGCCUUUGGAGUGGGAUGGAGACUCAGUGCCUGGCUGGCCACUGCGGCGUUCCUGAGCAGAUUGUGAACGGGCAGGUCAUCGGAGAAAACUUUGGUUACAGAGACACGGUGGUUUAUCAGUGCAACCCAGGAUUCAGGCUCAUCGGAUCCUCGGUGCGGAUCUGUCAGCAGGACCACAACUGGUCUGGAGCGCUCCCUGUUUGUAUCCCCGUCACAUGCGGCCACCCUGGUAGCCCUAUCUAUGGCCGCACCGUGGGCGACGGCUUCAACUACAACGACGUGGUGCGCUUCUCAUGCAACAAAGGCUACACACUGGAAGGGCCGUCCACGGCUCAGUGCCAGGCCAACCGGCAGUGGAGCCAGCAGCCACCAACAUGCAGGGUGGUUAACUGCACUGACCCAGGUAUCCCCGCUAACUCUAUCCGGGAGAGUAAGAUCGAACACGGCAACUUCACGUUUGGCAGCGUGGUCUUCUAUGAUUGCAACCCCGGAUAUUACCUGUUUGGCUCUUCGGUGCUGACCUGCCAGCCUGUGGGCCACUGGGACAAGCCUCUACCAGAAUGCAUUGAGGUGGACUGUGGGAACCCAGGUACUCCUCCCCACGGAGUCCUGAGAGGGGACAAGUUCACAUUCGGCUCCACCGUGCGCUACUCCUGCCUCGGAGAACGGCAGCUCAUCGGGGACUCGUCACUCACCUGUCAGCUGAACGGACACUGGAGCGGUCCCUUGCCCCACUGCUCAGGGGACUCGACGGGCACCUGUGGGGAUCCUGGCACACCUGCCCAUGCCAGCAGGGAGGCAGGAAACUUCAAGGUUCGCAGCAAAGUGCGCUUCACCUGUGCAGUGGGACAUACGCUAUACGGCUCAGCGGAGAGGAUCUGCUUCCCCAACGGGACCUGGUCUGGCAAGCAGCCAUUCUGCAAACCGGUGCAGUGUGGGAACCCAGGCACCCCGGCUCAUGGGCGUAUUUCUCGCGUGGACGGCACAACGUUCUCCCACUCCAUUGUGUACACCUGCAUGGAAGGAUAUUUCCUCACCGGGUCGCCCACACGCCAGUGUCUGGCCAAUGGCACGUGGUCUGGCACUCCUCCAAACUGCACAAUGAUAACCUGUAGUGACCCCGGUGUUCCAGCCAACGGACUCAGAUUUGGUGACGACACCGCAGUUGGCCAGAAUGUGACGUUCACGUGCCAGCCGGGAUAUAUGAUGAUAGGAGGGGACAGCGCUGUCAUAAGAACCUGCACCAACAAUGGAACCUGGAGUGGAGCCAUGCCAGCGUGCCUCGUGGUGACCUGUGUUACGCCGCCUCCCAUCCCCAACGGCCUGCUGGAGGGCUCGGUCCUGGAGUGGGGCACCAGCGUGAGCUACAGCUGUUUACCCGGCUAUGAGCUGUCCUUCCCCGCUGUGCUCACCUGCACGGGGAACGGGACAUGGAGCGGAGACCUGCCUCAGUGCCUGCCCAAGUUCUGCGGCGACCCUGGCAUGCCCCCCAAAGGUCGGAGGGAGGGCCACAGUUUCAUCUUCAAGUCGGAGGUGACCUUUAGCUGCGGCGCCCCCUUCGUCCUGGUGGGAUCAUCGACACGGAUGUGCCGGGAGGAUGGCACAUGGAGCGGCUCCCAGCCUCGAUGUAUAGAGCCUACAAGAACCACAUGCGAGAAUCCAGGGACUCCUGAGCACGGCUUCAUGAAUUACUCAACAGGCUUUAAGGUGGGCAGCAGAGUCGACUUCCAGUGCCAGCAGGGACACAUACUGCAGGGCUCCACCACAAGGCUCUGUUUGCCCGAUCUCACCUGGACUGGCAUCCAGCCCACCUGCAUCCCUCACGCCUGCAAGCAGCCGCGGAGCCCGGCCAACGCCGACGUCGCAGGUCUGGACCUCCCCUCCUACGGUUACACCCUGGUGUACUCCUGUCAGCCGGGCUAUUUCCUCUCCGGGGGGUCAGAGCACCGCGUCUGCCGCUCCGACGGCAGCUGGACUGGCAAGGUGCCUGUGUGCAGAGUCGGCUCCAAGUCACAUGAGAAAACAGUCAAACCCGUGCCAGGGACACCAAGCCCGAAACUCACUGUUCCUGAUGAUGUCUUUGCUCCUGAUUUCAUCUGGAAGGGUUCCUACGAUUACAAAGGCCAGAAGCAGCCGAUGACUCUGACAGUCACCAGCUUUAAUGCCACGACCAGAAAAGUCAAUGUAACUUUAACCGACAGCAGCGUGGAGUUCCUGCUCUCUGGAGUCUACAAACGCCAGGAGGCGCGGUUAAUGCUCCUGCUGUACCAGAUGAGAGCGCUGGCCCACAGCUCCUUGAGCAGGAUUAGUGAUGAGACCUGGGCAAUGGACGGAUUUGUUUCUGCGGAGCCUGAGGGCGGCAGUUAUGUUUUCCAGGGAUUCAUACAGGGUAAAGAUUACGGACAGUUUGGACUACAGCGACUUGGUUUGAGCGUGAGAGAGAACGUUACACUCGCUGACCCCGAAACCAACGGCUCCACAAACAGCAGCUCUGUUGCUGUCGCUAUCCUCGUGCCUUUCUUUGCUCUCAUCUUCGCAGGACUCGGUUUUUAUCUUUACAAGCAGCGGAAAACAGAUAAAGCGCAAUAUACAGGAUGCUCGGUCCACGAGAACAACAACGGACAGGCCACUUUUGAGAAUCCCAUGUACAACACAAACACAAAGGCUGCCGAGGGGAAAGUCGUCCGCUUUGACCCGAAUCUCAACACCAUCUGCACCAUGGUUUGAUACCGAGAAAAAGACAAAAGGAGAGGGAAAAACAACUUCUUCACACAAAUAUAUAAACAUAUUUAUAUUUAUACUUUUCCCCGUUUCUGAAGACACACAGCAAAGAGACAGAGUUUGCUCCGAAGCAUAAAGCACACUUUCAGCAACACUUCCGGUAGUUGCGAAAUCGAUCGUAUACAGAAGAUAAAGAUGAAGAAAAAUGGAGAGGAAGGGAAGGUCCCAAACCUUCUCAGAUCUUCUCGUAGCACGGUGAAGAGAAGUGGGGUUUUUUUUUGCACUCUGUGAGUGUGGGCUUUCUGAAUAAAAGAGCCUCUGGCAUAUAGAUAAAAUGGAGUGUUUUACACUCUGUAGUAUAAAUAUAGUGGGGUUAUUUCACAAUGCCAAAUGAAACGUUAAGGUAUUUCUUAAAA
This is a messenger RNA of Salarias fasciatus (jewelled blenny), 11581 nucleotides long. RefSeq names its product CUB and sushi domain-containing protein 3-like. Lineage: Eukaryota; Metazoa; Chordata; Actinopteri; Blenniiformes; Blenniidae. The record is from RefSeq and is a predicted model, not a curated record. The coding region runs from base 300 to 11171 and encodes 3623 amino acids. The transcript is spliced from 70 exons.